Molecule: messenger RNA, 1770 nt
Organism: Cyprinodon tularosa
Lineage: Eukaryota; Metazoa; Chordata; Actinopteri; Cyprinodontiformes; Cyprinodontidae
Product: gamma-enolase-like
Exons: 13
Coding region: 16-1449 (477 amino acids)
Biological process (GO): glycolytic process
Cellular component (GO): phosphopyruvate hydratase complex
Molecular function (GO): magnesium ion binding; phosphopyruvate hydratase activity
Source: RefSeq, a predicted model, not a curated record
UUGCAACCUCUUCCCAUGACUCACUCCCCCCUCCCCCCUUCAAGUCAUACGUUCUUGCCACUCGUCCUCCCAGCCUCUCAUCCCUCUGACUCCCACUGUCAUUUGCCGACUCACUCUAUCCACAAGGAUCAAACGCACAGCAGGAUGUCUAUUGAGAAUAUUGUUGCCAGGGAGAUCCUCGAUUCAAGAGGAAACCCAACAGUGGAAGUGGAUCUACAUACAGCCAAAGGUCUGUUCAGGGCAGCCGUGCCAAGCGGUGCGUCCACUGGCAUCUAUGAGGCACUGGAGCUCAGAGAUGGAGACAAGACUCGCUACAAGGGCAAAGGUGUUACCAAGGCUGUUGGUCACAUUAACGACACCCUGGGGCCUGCUCUCCUGCAGUCUGGAAUCAGUGUCCUGGAGCAGGAGAAGCUAGAUAACAUGAUGAUUGAAAUGGAUGGCACUGACAACAAAUCCAAGUUUGGGGCCAAUUCUAUUCUGGGAGUAUCUCUGGCUAUAUGCAAAGCUGGUGCUGCGGAGAAAGGCGUCCCCUUGUACCGUCACAUCGCUGAUCUGGCAGGAAAUGGAGACCUUGUCCUCCCAGUUCCAGCUUUCAAUGUUAUCAAUGGGGGCUCGCAUGCUGGUAACAGACUGGCCAUGCAGGAGUUCAUGGUUCUGCCUGUCGGUGCGGACUCUUUCCGCGACGCCCUGAGGAUGGGAGCAGAGCUUUACCAGACCCUGAGAAGCGUCAUCAAGGAGAAGUACGGCCAAGAUGCUACAAAUGUGGGAGAUGAAGGUGGAUUUGCCCCAAAUAUUCAAGAGAACAGUGAAGCCCUGGAGCUGAUUAAGACAGCCAUAGAGAAGGCAGGGUUUACAGACAGAGUGGUCAUAGGGAUGGAUGUUGCCGCCUCUGAGUUUUUCAGUGAGGGUAAAUAUGACCUGGACUUCAAGUCUCCACCCAAUGCUACCCGCAACAUCAGCGCUGAGGAACUGGCCAGCAUCUACCAAGGCUUUAUAAACAACUACCCAGUUGUAUCAAUUGAAGACCCCUUUGACCAGGAUGAUUGGCCUGCUUGGUCGCAGUUUACAGCAUCAGUUGGCAUCCAGGUUGUUGGAGAUGAUCUGACUGUGACAAACCCCCGCAGGAUACAACGAGCUGUGGAGGAAAAAGCCUGUAACUGUCUGCUUCUUAAAGUAAACCAGAUUGGAUCUGUGACUGAGGCGAUCAAAGCGUGCAAACUGGCUCAGGAGAACGGCUGGGGGGUGAUGGUGAGCCACCGCUCCGGUGAGACGGAGGACACUUUCAUCGCUGACCUGGUGGUUGGUCUGUGCACCGGACAGAUCAAAACUGGAGCUCCGUGUCGAUCAGAGCGCCUGGCCAAAUACAACCAGCUCAUGAGGAUUGAGGAAGAGUUGGGUGUCCAGGCCCGCUUUGCUGGUCACAACUUCCGCAACCCCAGUGUCCUUUGAAUGCCAGAGCCAUCAGCAGUGGUGUAACAUAUAGCUAAUGAUUUUACAAAGUCACUAGCCUCAGUGGAGCCCCAAAUAUACAAAAUCACUCAGAAACAAAGAGUUCAGAGAAAACAUUGUGGCGAUGUAAAAUGAGCGAGGUCACACUUAGAGCGAGGUGGUCUCUUUAGUUUCUUGUUCUUCUCUGAUCCCUUAUAUUAUGUCCUUUUCACCCAGUCUUAAAAUGUUUUGGUCGAUUGUGCCCUGUUGUUUUGUCUCAUUCAUGUUUCAGUGCAACAGUUUACUGGUUGUAAAAUAAAUAAAGUAAUCAGUAUAUAACGC